AUGUUUGAAUCACACAAUUACGCAGUUGCCGACGGUAUUAAUUAUGAAUAUAUUUAUAUUAAGACAAAAGAUAAUUCACAUCCAACCUUAUUAUUUCUUCAUGGUUUUCCAUCAUCAUUCUAUUGUUGGCGUCAUCAAAUUGAGUAUUUCUCUAAGCAAGGAUAUGGCUGUUUAGCACCCAAUUUAAUGGGCUACGGUAAAACAUAUUCUCCGCUGGAUGCAAAUGAAUACAAAACUAAAACAAUGGUUCAACACCUUAUAACACUCCUCGAUCAUUUAAAUGUAAAUAAAGUUAUUGUUCUUGGACAUGAUUGGGGUGUUCGACCGGCAACUCGAUUUGUUUUAUAUCAUCCCCAACGUACAUUAGGUCUUAUUUUAUUUAAUCUUGGUUAUUUUCCACCGGCGAAGUUCGAUUUUGAGCAAAUGUUAUUAUUGACUAAGAAAGCGUUCGGCUAUGAACUUUUUGGCUAUUGGGAAUUUUUUAAUUCUGAUGAUGCAGCGAAAAUUAUCGAAGAUAAUGCGGAUUGUUUCAUCGAUCUUUGUUAUACAAGCGAGCCAAUAUUGUGGAAAACAGAUGUAGCUCCACUUGGUAAAGUUCGAGAAUGGUUAACAAAUCAAAAAACGACAACUCGAGCUUCAUAUUUCACGACUAAAGAUUAUGAAAUCAUACAUAAAUGUAUUAUUGAAGGUAUGCAGCCAAAACUAAAUUGGUAUAAAUCAGCUAUGGCAAAUAUUGACUGGGAUGAUGAAAAACAUCUUGAUCCUACAAUAAAACAACCAGUUCUUUAUAUUGCUGGUACGAAAGACUAUAUAUGUCUUUCACAAUUUUUUGUCGAUCAAAAGAAGUAUAUUGAUGAUUUGGAAACGAUCGAAUUAGAAACUAGUCAUUGGGUUAUGGAAGAAAAUCCAGAGAAAGUCAAUCAAGUAGUUGAAAAAUGGAUUCAACGAUUUAUUUAA
Rotaria sp. Silwood1 is the source of this 957-nucleotide messenger RNA. NCBI's taxonomy places the organism in Eukaryota, Metazoa, Rotifera, Eurotatoria, Philodinida, Philodinidae. The record is from the annotation of a GenBank genome assembly.